GUGGCAUCAGAUGUAAUGGUCACAUCAUGUUGAAUUCUGAAAAGAUGUCAAAGUCAACUGGAAAUUUCAGAACCCUGCGCCAGGCUAUUGAAGAAUUCUCUGCCACUGCCACAAGAUUUUCUUUGGCUGAUGCUGGUGAUGGUGUCGACGAUGCAAAUUUUGUGUUUGAAACUGCAAAUGCUGCAAUUUUACGGCUGACAAAAGAGCUCACAUGGAUGGAAGAAGUUCUGGCUGCUGAAUCCUCUUUAAGAACAGGCCCUCCAUCUACAUAUGCUGAUAAAGUGUUUGAAAACGACAUGAACAUUGCUAUCAGAUUGACUGAAAAGGCAUACAAAGAUUGUAUGUUUAGGGAGGCACUUAAAAAUGGGUUUUACGACUUACAAGCUGCUCGAGAUGAGUAUAGACUCUCUUGUGGACAUGGCGGCAUGAACCAUGACUUGGUACUGACCUUUAUGGAUGUGCAGACACGCCUCAUUGAACCAGUCUGUCCCCAGUUUGCAGAAUAUGUUUGGAGGAAACUUUUGAAGAAGGAAGGUUCUGUGGUAUCAGCAGGCUGGCCAACAUCAGCUGAGCCAGAUUUGGUGCUCAAGAGUGCAAACAAAUAUUUGCAAGAUUCUAUUGUGUUAAUGCGAAAGCUUCUACAAAAACAACUCUUAGGUUCCAAGAAGGCUGGUAAGAAAGGUGCUCAAGUAACUGCAGUGCCAGAGGGGAAGUUAAGAGGCCUAGUAUAUGUGAAUGAGCAAUUUGAUGGAUGGAGAGCUCACUGCCUCGAGAUUCUGCAAAGCAAAUUUGACCAACAAACCCGUCGUUUUGCCCCAGAUGCAGAGAUACUUGCAGAACUAAGGGAGAUAUUGAAGAAGGAGGGACAAGCAGAUAACUUCAAACAAAUCCAGAAGCUUUGCAUGCCUUUCCUUAAAUUCAAGAAGGACGAGGCAAUAUCUAUUGGCACUCAGGCUCUAAAUUUGAGGUUGCCUUUUGCAGAGCUUGACGUCCUUCGGAGUAACAUGGACUUGAUCAAGCGACAACUUGGUCUUGAAGAGGUUGAAAUAUAUUCUGCAAGUAACCCUGACGAUGUUUCAAAAGCUGGUCCACAUGCUUCACUGCUGACGCAGAAUCCACCAUCUCCAGGCAGUCCAACCGCUAUCUUUGUGACCAGCACCUAGUGUCUGCCCUCCAGCCUACAAGUGUGGGAGAAGUUUCAACUACAAGCCAAGAGGUUGAAGGAUUGGGAGUUUGCAGAGAUUUUGGUAUUUUAUUAUGAGUUAGACUUAAUAGUUAAGUUUGUUGACUUCUUUGCUGAGUUUUUGUCUUUUAUUUCUGGUAUUGUGUGGUAAGACUGUUCUUUCUUAUCGAUACAACAAUAUUGCUCAUAUGUGCUACUUUUUUCUC
Molecule: messenger RNA, 1389 nt
Organism: Camelina sativa (false flax)
Lineage: Eukaryota; Viridiplantae; Streptophyta; Magnoliopsida; Brassicales; Brassicaceae
Source: RefSeq, a predicted model, not a curated record